UUUAUGUUUUUUUUUUUCAUUUUUAUAUUAAUGAAUAAUAGUUUUAAAUUUAUAGUAUAAUCCUUGGAUCAGCGAAGCCAUAGAUCUGGCAAAAGGUUUAAAUGGCAGAUGUCAACAAACCCGGAGAAAAGAAGUUUCAUCCAUAUGAUGCCCGUGAUGUGGAAAAACCAUUAUCCAAUUGCGAUGCUCUAUUUUCGCUGGUGAAGUGUGUGGUCGGAUCCGGCUGCUUGGCCCUGCCGCUCGCCUUCUACCGUGUAGGCUAUAUAGGAGGCAUCCUUAUGACGAUAUUUAUGACAGCCGUAUUAAUUUUUGGCCUGCAACUACUGGUACGUUGUAUGGUAGAGUCUAGUCGACAGAAUAUGGUCGGUUAUAUGAACUUUCCAGAGACAAUGACAUAUGCAAUUAGUGUAGGGCCGAAGUUCUGCCAAUGUCUCUCAAAGUGUGCUGGACAUUUCGUGAAUGGUAUUCUGAUAUUCUUCCACUAUGGUGUGUGCGUGGUUUAUAUCGUGUUUGUCAGCAUAAAUGUGAAGCAAGUUGUUGAUUAUAAUUACCACGAACGUAUAAAUACCAGGAUUUAUUGUUUCAUAGUAGGGACACUAUCAUUACCACUAUUUUCAUUGCGGCAUCUGAAGUAUUUGGUGCCCACGAAUAUAUUAGCUACUCUUUUGAUGUACACUGGUCUCGCAUGUAUCUUUUACUAUUUGUUUACAAAUUUACCCCCUAUUGAUGAGAUUAGGCAAUUCAAUUCCCAACUGUCUUUGUUUGUGGGCAUCAUAAUGUUUGGCACUUCGUCCGUGGGUGUGAUGCUUGCCAUUGAAGCAAAAAUGGCCACGCCAGGGUCUUAUGUGGGCUGGCUUGGUGUUCUGAACCGUUGUGCUCUGUUUGUGGCCGUCACGUAUAUUUUAAUUGGAUUCAUGGGCUAUUGGAGAUAUGGAGAUUAUGUGGCGGCUAGUAUUACCUUAAAUAUACCCAUUGAAGAAGCGCUAGCGCAGGUUGCCAAAAUGUUCAUUGCGAUAUCCGUGUUCUUCUCGUUUCCSUUGAGUGGAUACGUUGUUGUCGAUAUCGUGUGCAAUCAAUAUAUUGCAAAAAACCACAAUCCCAAGAACCCGCAUAGGAUUGAAUACAUAUUUCGCAUUUGCUUCGUGAUUGUGUGCACAGCUAAUGCAAUCGCUUUCCCCAAUUUGGGUCCACUCUUAGCUUUGGUUGGAGCAUUUUCCAUAUCGCUACUGAAUAUCAUUUUUCCGUGUUGGAUUGAGAUCUGCCUCUUGUAUCGCUCUUCAUACGGCCCUGGCAGAUGGAAACUGGUUAGAGACUUAUUGAUGCUUUUACUUGGUCUAGUUAUUCUCGGAUACGGAACUUAUUCGGCUGUCAUAGAAAUGAUCCGCGAGUAUAGUGAUAAAGCUCAUGAGAUUAAAGCUGGCAGUAGCACGGAGAUCAAAACUCCCGAGGAAAUAAAUGCAGCACAAGACGCAGCUACUCUGGAUUAUCCAAUUGUUGAUGAUGUAACUGCCUCUGGCAAAUCUCGAUUGCUUCGAGACUUUUACCUGUGACUUUAGUAAUUUGUUAAUCUUAUUUUAAUAAGAAAUAAUA
This is a messenger RNA of Drosophila arizonae, 1590 nucleotides long. RefSeq names its product glutamate transporter polyphemus. Gene Ontology annotation, cellular component: vacuolar membrane. The record is from RefSeq and is a predicted model, not a curated record. NCBI's taxonomy places the organism in Eukaryota, Metazoa, Arthropoda, Insecta, Diptera, Drosophilidae. Gene Ontology annotation, molecular function: L-amino acid transmembrane transporter activity. Gene Ontology annotation, biological process: amino acid transmembrane transport.